AUGAUAUAAUAGAAUUAAUAUUUUGAUGAUCUAAAAGAUCUUCUAAACUCUAAUUUAUCCUGUCAUACUUGUCUUCAUAUCAGCUUAGGUAAUAAGAACAUCUAAGUAUCAGAUUUAGCUUCAGAAUUAACAAAGUGCUCUUAGAUUACAAAUCUCAUUCUAGAUUUAAGGUAUAACAAUAUUAGCGAGUAAGGUGCCUCGUAGUUAGGCUAUGUAUUUUAAAAUUUCUCUCAUCUAUAGAACUUAACACUAGAUUUAAGGUAUUGUAAUAUUCGCAAUAAAGGAUUGAUAAAUUUGGUUUCUGGAUUAACCAAAUGCACUAAUCUUUGUGAGUUAAACUUAAACUUAAGAUAUAAUCAUAUUGGAGUUGACGGAUUAUCUGCUUUGGGUACAGGAUUAACAAAAUUCGCUAAUAUUUAGAAUUUGACACUUAAUUUAGAGUAAAAUAACAUUAACCAUUAGGGAGCUUCUUAUUUGUUUGUUGGAUUAGCUAAAUGUGCUUCUCUAUCUUCUUUGAAUCUCUAAUUUGUGAAUAACAAAAUUGGUAAUUAAGGAGCUUUGCUAUUGGGUUUUGGACUAGUAAAAUGCAUAAAUCUUUAAGUUUUGGUCUUGAAUUUAUCUUAUAAUCAAAUUGGUGAUCAAUGUAUUUUAGAUUUGGGUAAUAGUUUGGCUAAUUGUCUAAGUCUUUUAACUUUAGAACUCGAGUUAGAUUACAAUAUUAUUGGCACUAAGGGAAUGUCAGGUUUGUUUUCUAGUUUAGGAAACACUAAUAUUACCACCUUAACACUUAAUUUAAUGCAUAAUUAAAUUAUCGAAAAAAAUAUACCUUAGUUUAGUGUUAACAAUCAAGUAGAAGCUUUUAUAUAGAAUUUAAGGGAUAAUAUAAAUAUACAAUUAUUUAGUUCAUGUACUCAAAUAGAAACUUUUUCUUUAAAUUUAAGUAACAAUAAAAUUGGUGAUUAAGGAGCAUAAUAAUUGGGCUCAGCAUUGACUAAAUGCACAAAUCUUUCAACUUUUAUAUUAGACUUAUAUAACAAUAAAAUUGAUGAUAGAAUAGAAUAGAAAUACUCGCACAUAUAAAUGCACUCAGAAUACAUCUUAAAUUAAAUUUUUCUUUUUAUGAUAAUAUAAAUUUUAUUUAUUUUAUUAAAUAUUAAAAAUUAAAAAUUAUUAUUUUUAUAUAUAUGUGAUAUCAAGAAUAUGCCCCAGAUGCCGGCUGACCGGCAGACCGGCAAAUCAGCGGAUCAGCAAAUAUUUUAUUUAGUUAAUUAUUAAAAAAAAAUACCACCCAGACAAAGAAUAUUCUUUUAAGUUAAACAAUAAUUAGAAAACUUAAAACUAAGCUUUUUAAAAUUAUAAGAUUUAUUUCAUACUAAAUAGAAGAAGAUGCUUAUGAAUCAGACAGCGAUGUUGAUGGUGAUUUUUGAUAUAUUUAUUGAUCACUAUGUAUUCUUAUAAAUAAAAAUUUUUUAUCUUUUAAUUUGCUUAGUGAAAAUGAAUAUUUUUUUCAAAUAUUAAAAAACAAAUAAUAUUUAAGUUCUAAACACAUUAAAAUUUUAAAAUAAAUGA
Molecule: messenger RNA, 1569 nt
Organism: Tetrahymena thermophila SB210
Lineage: Eukaryota; Ciliophora; Oligohymenophorea; Hymenostomatida; Tetrahymenidae
Product: transmembrane protein, putative
Exons: 15
Biological process (GO): nucleocytoplasmic transport; activation of GTPase activity
Cellular component (GO): nucleus; cytosol; perinuclear region of cytoplasm
Molecular function (GO): small GTPase binding; GTPase activator activity
Source: RefSeq, a predicted model, not a curated record